Branchiostoma floridae (Florida lancelet) is the source of this 1701-nucleotide messenger RNA. Its product is annotated as guanylate-binding protein 2-like. The transcript has 9 exons. Bases 1 to 1701 code for a protein of 566 amino acids. The record is from RefSeq and is a predicted model, not a curated record. Gene Ontology annotation, molecular function: GTPase activity; GTP binding. NCBI's taxonomy places the organism in Eukaryota, Metazoa, Chordata, Leptocardii, Amphioxiformes, Branchiostomatidae.
AUGAAUGGUCCGAUAAAGCUGACAUCAACGCAAGUGGAAGACAACCGGAGACAGAUCUACAUCUCACCUGAAGCGGAGAGGAUCAUCUCCAACCUCCAGCCUCACUCCGUGGACGUGGUGGCAGUGGUGGGACCGAUGAGGAAAGGAAAGUCCCAUCUAGCAAAUCUCCUGUGCAAAAAGAAGUCUGGGUUCCCACUUGGAGACGAACUGAAACCGAAAACCAAGGAUUUUUGGUUCUGGAUCGAUCCCCACCCUGUUCAGACGAACCGAUACCUGAUGGUUAUCGACACAGAAGGCCUGGGCGACUACUCUGACGAGGAACAGAACGAAAAAGACAUCAAGUACCUAGUUCUGGCCACGCUGCUUUCAAAUCACCUGGUCUUCAACCUCCAGGGUAACCCGGACCAUAGCUUUGUUUCUCAGCUCAGGUUGAUGGGGGAUCUCGCAGAGCAUGUCCGUGUUCAAAAAGAUGGUAACGACGGAGGAAGCAACCUUGGUCACCACUUUCCCGAGUUGUGGGUGGCCGUGCAAGAUGCGCAUCUUAAACCUCAUGAAAUAAACGGAAGACGCCUAACUCCUGAUGAGUUUCUGGAGUAUAUGCUGAAGCGAAAAGACGGUCAUACAAAGGCGAUCCGCUCCCACAACGACAUGACUGACGCGGUGAAGGCUUUCUUCCCGAAGCGGCACCUCCGACUCAUUCCUGCACCCUCCAUAGACUCUGAUAUCCUGAGCAACCUUGACAAAGCGGAAGACAACGUUCUACAAACAGACUACAAGGAUACUGUUGGUAACUUCACCAGUGAGAUUUGGAACUCAGGUCGGGUCAAGAGGGUCAACGGAGAUGACAUAAAAACCACCGGUCUUCUCCACAUCCUGCAGUACUACGUCAAAGCCAUCAACGACCCAAACGCCCUGCCGUCAGUCCUCGGUGCUUACGAGGCCAUGGCAGAAGGAGAGUGCAGCCGGGCUUUUGAAGAGCAGAUGAAACAGUUCCAGGAGACCGUGGAGAAAACAGUGAAGCCACUGAUGCCGACUGACGAGGAGACCUGCAACAGGAAAAUCCAGACUGAAGAAGAGACUGCAGUUUCCAGGAUGUCUGCAGAUGUGGGGAAAUGGGACAAAGACGGUACAUGGAGGAGAAGCCUACAGGGGAAACUCGAGACAGAACGCCUUGCUCUGCUCAAGCUUAACAGCGACAAAUCUAAGGAACUCUGCGAGGCGAUCAUCAAAGAAGUCGACCAGCCCGUCCGACAGAAAGUGGGGAGGGGCGAGUACAACAGAAUCGGUGGAAUCGAUACAUACGAGAGGGAGAUGGAUGACGUGUACAGCGCCUAUAGGCAAAAAGCUGCCGGAAAAGGCCCAGCGGUGGAAAAAGUACUGGAGACCUUCCGUGUCACGGAGACGACCAGGAGGAACACGAUUAGGGACACCGACGGCAAACUGGUGAAGGAAGAUCGUCGGGUUAAGGAAGAGCAGAGAAAGAAACUAGAGGCCGAGGCAGCAGCAGAAAGGGCCGCUGACAAGGAAAAAGUGGCGAAAGCUGAAGCGGCGACGGCUGUCGAGGCAAAGAAGCUCGCAGAGGCCGAAAGGGAUGCAGAAACAGCGAGGAGACAAGCAGCUGAAGCUGAGGCCAGACAAGCAAAGGAGGAAAGGCGACGGAGAAAUCUUCUGGAUAUCGUUUUGGAUAUUUUUGGCUUUUGA